AUGACUAAUAAUGGAAAGGGAAAAGUACCAGAUACCCCUCAACCACAACCAAAAAAGAUUUUGCCACGUCCUCCUAUCAAUAAUAGUAGACCAAAUGGGGAAAAUUCUUUCAACGCAAGCAUUCAUGCAACGAACGAUUGGGCAGACAAAUCAGAAUACCUCCACCUAAAUUCUAAAGGUUACGCCAAACCCAUUAACGAUAUCAAUGACCACGAACAACCUGAUAGAAUGGACCUUCUAAUGACUAAACUAGACACAGUCUCAACACAAUUAGGUCAUUUCUAUGAAGAUCUACAAUUCACUAAUGAAAGAGUUUCUACUAUGGAAUCCCUUCUUAAAAUAUAUUCGACUUUUCCAAAACAAGCUGCCAUCAUCAAUGCUUAA
Molecule: messenger RNA, 384 nt
Organism: Funneliformis geosporum
Lineage: Eukaryota; Fungi; Glomeromycota; Glomeromycetes; Glomerales; Glomeraceae
Source: the annotation of a GenBank genome assembly